Carassius gibelio (silver crucian carp) is the source of this 6211-nucleotide messenger RNA. Its product is annotated as band 4.1-like protein 1. Gene Ontology annotation, molecular function: structural molecule activity; actin binding. The record is from RefSeq and is a predicted model, not a curated record. The transcript has 23 exons. The coding region runs from base 256 to 4137 and encodes 1293 amino acids. Gene Ontology annotation, cellular component: plasma membrane; cytoskeleton. Gene Ontology annotation, biological process: cortical actin cytoskeleton organization. NCBI's taxonomy places the organism in Eukaryota, Metazoa, Chordata, Actinopteri, Cypriniformes, Cyprinidae.
AUUCCAGCACGCAUACGCCCCCUACCCUCCUCUCCUCCUCCUCCUCCUCCUCUUCUUCUCUUCUCCUCUCCUCUCCUCUCAUCCACCCGAGAGAGCUGCUCUCCCCCCUCCGCUCAUUCAUCCUCUCGGACAGGCUCCAUCCUUUGACGGGGAGCAGAAGCAGCAGGGCGGUGGCAAUCGCAAGCCCUCAAUGCUCGGCAUUUGGACGGAAAUCCGCGAGUCAAACCUGGAGAGACAGGACUGCAAGUGAUUGCUAUGUCAGAGAAAAGUUCAGCCGCAAAGAAUACAGCAGACGGAGGUUAUACGGAUCACGAUUCAAAGAUGUCGGAUGAGCACAGAGACACGGAUGACUCGUCGGAAAAAACGCCUAGUAGGAUGUCCAGAUCCCCGCAGAAAUCCUCCAAAAGACCAAAGACUGCACCUGUGAAAGUCACACUGCUUGAUGGAUCUGCCUAUGAGACUGGGGUGGAGAAGCUCUGUAAAGGACAGGUGUUACUGGAUAUGGUGUGUGAACAUCUCAACCUCCUGGAGAAGGACUACUUUGGCCUAACUUUCAGUGACACGGAGAGCCAAAAGAAUUGGCUGGAUCCUUCAAAAGAAAUCAAGAAACAAAUCCGCAUGGGUCCGUGGCAUUUCUCCUUUGCUGUCAAAUUCUACCCUCCAGAUCCAUCUCAGCUGAUUGAAGACAUCACACGGUAUUACCUGUGUCUGCAGCUGAGGGAGGACAUACUGUCAGGUCGUCUGCCCUGCUCGUUCGUCACUCAUGCUCUGCUGGGCUCGUAUGCUGUUCAGGCCGAGCUGGGAGACUAUGACCCAGAGGAACACGGGCCAGACUACAUCAGCGAGUUCCGCUUCGCCCCCAAUCAGACCCGUGAGCUGGAGGAGAGGGUGAUGGAGCUGCACCGCACCUACAGGGGCAUGAGUCCUGCAGAGGCUGAAAUCAACUUCCUGGAGAAUGCUAAGAAACUCUCCAUGUAUGGCGUUGAUCUUCAUCAUGCUAAGGACUCUGAAGGCAUUGACAUCAUGUUGGGGGUGUGUGCCAGUGGCCUCUUGAUCUAUAGAGACCGGCUGCGUAUCAACCGAUUCGCCUGGCCCAAGAUCCUUAAAAUAUCCUACAAGAGAAGCAACUUCUACAUCAAAAUCCGACCUGGAGAGGUAGAGAAAAAGUAUGAGCAGUUUGAGAGCACCAUUGGCUUCAAGCUGCCCAACCACCGUGCCUCUAAGCGCUUGUGGAAAGUCUGCAUUGAACAUCACACAUUUUUCAGGUUGGUCUCUCCUGAGCCUCCUCCCAAAGGCUUUCUUGUGAUUGGCUCAAAAUUCCGCUACAGUGGGCGGACCCAAGCCCAGUCUCGCCAGGCCAGUGCUUUGAUUGACAGGCCAGCUCCUCAAUUUGAACGAUCAAUUAGUAGGAGGUACCUGCUGUCCCGCAGCAUAGAUGGAGAGUCUGCAUUAGGGGACACUUUGGACCGACUCUCCCAGCACACCUCCAGUGAGCCUGUGCAUAGCCUUCCCAGAGAUGAGCUGGACCAGGACUACCUUGAGCCCAGUCUGGAUCAGGACCUGGACCAAGAUCAAGAACAACCUGAAGACCAGCGACUUGAAAGUGACUCCACUCCAUCUAAGACUAUGGAGCUCAAGAGGGAGGAGGCAGGCUCUCCUGUAGACUCUAAGACAGAGUUGGACCAGGACUUGCCCCUACGUCCUAAACAGGAGCAGUUCCUGGAUAAACCAGAGGAUGUGUUGCAGAAACAUCAAGCCAGCAUCAAUGAACUGAAAAGAGCGCUGAGAGAGCCCAACAGCAAACUGGUCCACAGAGAGAAACGUCUCUCUGGAGCCUCAUUUGGUAGCACUCCGGAGAAAAAAUCUGCCUCAGAGGAUUCCGUAUUGAUUGAGAAGCAAGAAGGUUGUCAAAGAAACCUGCCCCUCACUAAAAACGAUGAAAAGAGCAGGAGUCCUAGGGUAGCUUCAUUAGCCACUGGAUUCGACAAAGAGACAGAAGGCGAAACGAGAGAGAAAACCAUCGCCACACACAGUGACAUAAGAAUAAAACAAAGUGUAGCAAAAAGGAACUCAACAGAAACCAUCCUAUCACCAGAGAAGCCCCUGAGAAAUCGCGCUAAAAGCCCUGGUUUAAGGUACAACCAUUUCCAGGGUGCCAGUUCUUUGGAGGAGAAACCAUUUGAUAAUGGGCACCCUCGGGACAGAUCCUUGUCAGAGAAUGUCAUUCAUACAAAUGGAUGCAAUGAAUAUGAAACAGAGAGAAUUUGGUGCAAUAAAAAGUACAUGGGAGUAACCAAUAGAGAAGACAACACCACAAAUCAAGACUUGCCAAGGUAUGUAGUGAGAAGCUUCAGAGAGGCUUCUCCCAAUGCAGCCAUAGAUAAAUAUAUGAGAGAUCAAUAUAAUGAAAACCGGUGUGGUAUAUAUAUGAGAGAUCAAUAUAAUGAAAACCGGUGGGAGAGACAAUCCUGUGAAACAGAAGCAAAAUACACCAGAGCUACCUUACAGAAGCAAACAUCUAAUCCGGAUUCCAAGAGUAAAAGCUCAAUAAUCCAGAGACAUGAUUCUACUGCAAGCGACUCAUCACAGUCUGAGGUGAAACGAAUUGUUCCACUGAAGCCUGAGAGGUCAAAGAAGUUGAAAGGCAGUAAAGGAGCCAAGCUGCAAGGACAACCAAAUGAAAAAAGCAUUUCAGGAUCAUUUGAUCAAAGUGAAGAUACCAAGUCUAAGGUAGAGCAAGUUGGGUUUGAGAAUGCCCUGGACAGCUUGUCACAGCUCAAAAACUCUGCAGUUGUAGAAGGCACUGGAACUUUUGCCAAGCACGACUGGGCAAGUAAUUGUCACAAUAGGGAAGUCCGAGAAUAUAGCCGUCAGUCUCUUCAAGACAGGCCCCAAUUAAGGGAUCUCAAGAACAAUGCAGACCACAGACUUAGUAUAGAACAAGAUCAGUUUCUUUUUGAAGAUCCACUGUUUAUGUUUGACUUUCCAACCAAUUCAGCAUUUCCAGCUUUUGACCAGAUUCCCCCUUUAUACCCACCUGUAAAAUCCCAGUGGGCAAGAGAUACACGUACCAAACCGAUCACCAAAAGUGAUUCUGGCAACAGUCUUCACAAGAGCUCCACAAUGGAAUCUUCCAAGAGGAAACCAGUGAGAGAUCUCUGGGAGAGGCACUUGGGAUCGUUGUCGGAAGAUGAUCCUGAUCCUGACACUCUGUACCUGAAGGAGACCCACCUGGGCAUUGAGCGCAAAUGCUCGAGUAUCACUGUUAGCUCAACGUCCAGUCUGGAGGCUGAGGUGGACUUCACUGUGCUCAUGGACUUCCAAACGGGUAUCGAGGAAUUUUCUAGAGGCAUGACUGAGCUGGGGGAGAAAGACUUCUCACCUGAGUUUGGCCUCUCUGACCGUACCACCCAUCCAGCCUUUAUACUGGGAGCAGAUCCUAUCUACUUUCCAGAGGAGAGACCCGAAGAAGUACAGAGGCCCAUAGAGAAACCAAAGCCUGUUGUAGAACACAAGGCACAGGAGGAACGUAAACCGGAGCCUUUUGUACCUAAGAAAGCUCCGCGGUCGGUGAAAGCUGCCCAAGCCCUGAGGAAAGACUCUACAGACCAAGCUAAUACCCAGUUGAUGAGACGGGAGAGCUUGGAGUCACCCCCAUUCCAUCCUCUCAGCAGAGAGAGCAGUGAAAUCAUUGCCUCCCAAGCUCUUAGGAAGACCGAGGUCAAGAUCGAGACGCAGCCCAAUGGCUCUGAGGUCACCACAACCAUAAUGGAGAUUGCAGACCCGGACCAUGGUAUCAGCAGUUUGCGAGAGGCCACAUACUCUAUGACGGAGAGAAUCUCUCCUGUGAACCUGGGAUCAUUAGCUAGAGAUGGCUCUCCUCUAAUGGUAACCGAGAACGUAACGUCAGCCACUACAACUCAUGUUACUAAGACGGUGAAGGGAGGCUACUCGGAGACAAGAAUUGAAAAGAGGAUCAUCAUUACUGGUGAUGAUGAUGUUGAUCAAGAUCAGGCGCUUGCCAUGGCAAUAAAAGAAGCCAAGCAACAGCACCCUGACAUGUUGGUUACCAAGGCGGUGGUUGUCAGGGAAACAGAAUCUUCCACUCAAGAUCCACAUGAGGAAUCGAAGUCCUGAUCUCCUCAGGUCUCAGGAUUUCAACAGGACGCAAGUGUUCCUCAACGACUGCCAGUGGGUCGCCAACAUCUACAGACCUCUUAUUCUAAGCUUCUAGCUUCCACUUACAUACACCACACUAACACUUACACAUGCACACAAACACAUGCUGCCUCCCAGAUGUCGGAACCUAUUCCUUCUCAUGUAAUUUCUAUUUUGUGUCUACAUUCGCUGUGGUAACAUGGACAUACUGGUUGAGGAGGCACACGGUCUCCUUGGCGGAGGACUGCUAAGGAAGGACAGACUCAUCACAUCAAUCAGACGAUUUAGCCGCCAUUGUAGUCUCUUGCUUUUUCUUCACGAAUGUGAAAACUAACCAAGCGUACUAUCGACAGCCCGAUGCUAACAUCAAGCAUGAGGCAUGGGGCUUUUGGAUGAACAUUGCUGAAGAUUUAGCGUAGUGGAGUGACAGUAGUAUCUAUUGAGUAGUUUUUCUAGGGUUCAUUGAGAUAUAACACAGAUCUUUUUGCAAAUACUGAACUGUAGGGAAAAGCCUAGCUAGCGUACAUACAGUAUGUCGUGCUUCUCUGAUCAACAAAUGUUAUGUUGCUGAAUGUUAAAUUCUGAAUCUCAUCUGCAUGUGGCAAAGCAGGGUUUAAAAUGUUUUCAUAUACAACAACUGGUUCAGUGUCGUUACAAACCAGAGAGGAAAAUGAGAGACUGUAUUACUGUAUGAUUGUCAAACCUUUUGACAGUCCUCUGAAAAGUAUUAAUUUCCAUAUUAUACAUAAUAUGGAGAUAGUGGGCUUUUUCCCCCUGAUUUUAUUAUUAUUAUUAUUAUUUUAAUUAUUCUAGAAAGUUGUGUUUGUUUUAUUUAAGGAGCCCUUACAUAUGCUCAUUAGAUUUCACUAAAAGAGGCAAAUCAAAAGCGCAAAUUUACAGUACAAACUUUUCAGGGAACCAAUUGUAAUCAAACUUUAAAUUUUAGAUUCGAAAUAUCCCCAAGUAUGACAUAAAAAAUGCACGACACAAAAAGUCAAACGUUCGCUUGUUGAAUGCUCUAUUUCAUGUCCUAAACAUAUUGUUAAACUGUGAAAACGUCCAAAGAAACCAAACCUAAUUUGAGUUCAGUACAUACUGACACACUUGCAUAAUCAAGCAAUGUGUUAUGUGCAUGUAUAUUUAAAAUUUAAGCAUUUGAAGAAAAUUCUAUUCAGAAACUAGAAUUAUUUUCCAAGCCAAUAUUUAACAAAAUCCUGCUCUAUAUGUUUGAAACUUUUGUGAUUUAAAAAAAAAAAAAAACUGUUACUUCCCACACAAUGCUGUGCCAAUGAACUAAUGAUUUUGAAACGCUGUUGAAAUGGUUCUGAUUUGUUAGAUAUGAGACGUUUUUAUGUGUAAAUGUCAUGAGCCUGUGGUUUUCAGUGAAGCGUGACCCUUGAGCCAUGAUUCUCUUUACAAACGUUCCUCUGUGAAAGCAGUAGAAAUCCUGGAUGACACAGGACAUAUAUGUGUUCUAGUAUUGAACGGACGAAUGAGCUUCGAAUUGUGUGUAUUGCCAAAUUUAAAAGUUUACAGGAUGAAAGAAGAUCAGGACAGCUCUUAACAACCUUUGCUAACACGGUGAAGGCUUGUUGUUGUGUAACUAAUGCAUUUGUUCAGGACUGUGCACUAUGUGAAAAUAAUAACACUUUACACAACCUGCAGAUAUCAGAAGGGGAAUCUGUAUACGUCAUACUUCCAACAUGAUCAGUCACUGAUUUUUGAGGAUAUGUGAGCUCUUUUUGAAUAUAAAGAAGUGCCAUGCAAAGGUUGAUAGUUGGAUUCCUAAUCAACCGCAGCAUUCUUACGCCAGCCCAUUUGCUAAGCCAAUGACAAAGUUUUGUCUCUUUACAAGGCAAUGCUCUUGUUUAAACGCUGUAUGUUGCACUUAAGAUUUGGAGGAAAACAAGAUAAGCUUAGAAAAGUACUCUUAGCAUCAAUUCCCCUGAGAUUCCACCUGCAGACACUUAUGUUUACAAUGCUAUCCUCUACUUUCUACUGCUUGGUUUUGUGUGUUUGCUGUACAGUGUUCGAAAUAAAUCAGAUCCAUCCA